Trachemys scripta elegans is the source of this 8984-nucleotide messenger RNA. RefSeq names its product alpha kinase 3 (gene ALPK3). Gene Ontology annotation, biological process: protein phosphorylation; cardiac muscle cell development. NCBI's taxonomy places the organism in Eukaryota, Metazoa, Chordata, Testudines, Emydidae. Gene Ontology annotation, cellular component: nucleus. The coding region runs from base 615 to 5372 and encodes 1585 amino acids. The transcript has 13 exons. Gene Ontology annotation, molecular function: protein serine/threonine kinase activity; ATP binding. The record is from RefSeq and is a predicted model, not a curated record.
GGGAAAACCUGAAAAUAUGAUCCCUAAAGGCCCCCCAAAGCAGAAGGCAAAGACCCAAAUUUUAAAAAUGCCAGGAAAUUUUUAAAAGUGCUGAAGCAAAUCUCAUGGUUUUUUGGCGGGGCUGAACUAAAAACUUUUUUGACACUGUGAGAUUAGCAAUACUGGAUCGAUACACUGUAUCCAUUCGGUGCCAUACGUGAAUAGCACUGAAAUAGCUCUAAGAUGCAUCUUAUGAACUUCAUAGAGUCUAGUAGCUCCUUGGACAGUUCAGGCUAGUGCUUCAGUCUGAACUUGCUAUGCCCACACAUUACAGUGCAUGAGCUUAUAUGGUCCCUAAUGCCUAGAUGCUGUAGCAGGAGCUAAAGUAAAGAAGUUAUGCCAGCUUCACGGACAGUUCCCUAGCUCUGAGAGAUGUAAGCCAGGCUCAGAACCUCCUGUAGGAGGGUGGGAGCACCUUCUGCACAAUCAUUGCUCAGCUGACUGAGGAGACCCAGCCGCAGUUUGAAACUACCCUCAAAUCUCGUGCUGUAUCUGAGGACUCUGAUGCCAAAUUCACAUGCAUAGUAACAGGAUACCCCCAGCCAGAAGUGACCUGGUAUAAGGAUGAUGAGGAGAUGGACCGAUACUGCGGCUUACCGAAGUAUGAGAUUUUCCGACAUGGAAACCGCCACACCCUGCAGUUAUACAAAUGCAGAGAGGAUGAUGCGGCCAUUUACCAGGCCUCUGCUAGGAAUACCAAAGGCAUCGUGUCCUGUUCCGGUGUCCUGGAAGUGGGAACCAUGACGGAGUAUAAAAUACAUCAGAGGUGGUUUGCCAAACUCAAGCAAAAGGCUGAAGCCAAGUUGCAUGAAAUAGAGCAGAGCCGAAAACGAGGGAAAGAAAACAUGGAGGUGGAGAAGCUGAGGACAAGUCCUGAGAGAUUCCAGCGAAAGCGCCGGCUGACUGGGGAUCUGAACCUGCGUUCAGGUGUCUCCCUUUGGGAGAAGGAAGAUGUAGCAAAGGUGCAUGUUGCGGAUCCUAAGUCAAGGUUACGGGAAGAUGUUGCUGAGCCCAAGGAGCCAUCCUUAAAUGCAACCGCUGAAUUUUCAAACAACUUCCUAACAAGGCCUCUGGAUGCAGAGGUGACCACCAAUGGAGACUCCUCUAUGGAAAGUGGGGAGGAAAAUGGAAAUAGCUUUUUCACAUACAUCUAUGAAACGGUGGAGGAAAUAACUACCAAGCCCACCACCAGAGAGUCCUUUGCUAAAAAGAAGAAAAAGAAGGGGGAAGAACCUGCUGCUCUCUUGGCAGCAAAACAGGAAGUUUCAAGUCAAGAAAAUGGGCUGAUAGAGAGCCAAAAUCUCUCCCAAAGUCAAAGAAAUGCCCCUUCUGUUGCCCUGCCAGGGAGCAUGCAGUCAGUAGCUGCAAUCAGCCAGCUGGUGGGAGACGUUCCAGAAGUCAAAGAACUUGGAACGCCCAGCAGUCAGGAUGCUGAAACUGGCAAACCUCAGCCAUGUUCCCUGCCUUCCAGGGGUGACACUUACUUCUCCUUGACAGAGAUGUAUCUUGAGAGUGGAGCAAAACAUGUAAUGGAAGAGAAGAUGCCACAAGCCCCAGAAGAAGCCAAGAAUGGGGCUCAGCUGCAGUCUCCGGCUGUGAACAUUAACAGGCAAAGAGAAACUCCUCCCCCAGCAUCUGAGGUGUUCCUGGUAGGGGCUGUGGCAGGAAAGGAGCAGAAAGGCCAACCUGUGGAACAGGAACUGGAGGGGAAUGAGGCCAUAGGUACAAAGUUAACCAAAAAGGAAAGUGAACUGCCUGGGAAUUUAAACCAGAAGAGAGUUGAGCCUCCUAGCAGGACCCUGGAACUGAGCUCUGAGAUGCGGCACUCCCUCCUAAUGGGAAAUGCAUCAGGGACUCCUUGCAUCUCCUCAUGCAAAAACGUCCAAGAAACAGACUUGCUGGACUCUGUACAACCAAACACCAAGCAGCCCUUUCAGCAUACUACUCCAUCUCUGAAUCAAGUGGCCCCGUGUCUGGAUGGGUCCCAGCUGAGACAGGAGGCAGGAGGAAGCUUGCUUCAGGGCUCCUUGGAAGAACAGGUGGUCUUCAAAGUGCCGUGUGAGGCUCAGGAGGCAGGGAAGCAGGUGUUGUCCUCAACCAGCAACCUGAAACAUUCAGCGUUGGAGCCAACGGAGGACACUAAUCCUCAAGCCAGCCAAUUAAAGGAGCUCACAAGAGGGAAGCCCAUCUGCAUGGAGAGAGAGACAGAGCAGUCUGAACAGCCAGCCAGCCCGAGGCCACGAGGAACAGGGAUGCUGAAAAUAAGCCAAGAGAGUUCACAGAGGCCUCCUGCUGGUUCUCCUGGCCUCACACAGCCCAGCUGGGUGGAACAUCCACCUUGGAAAGAGGAGGGAGCAGGGCAUUCUCUGAAUUUCCCAGGCAAAGAGACCCAGGAAAGACCAACUCCAAGAGAGGAGAAUGAGGAGCUAGCUACAGCUGGGUCAGCAUUGAAGAAAGCAAGUAGUAUGCCUGGAGGCAAAGCCCCACUUAAACCACCUGCCUGCUGGAGUGGAAUGGGGGAGGGUGAGAAGAUUGCUCAGCCAUUAACUGCAGAAAAAGAGCCAGCUGGAAGCUGGUUAGGGGACAGCUUGUCCUGCACAGAGGUAGAGGAAAGCCCUGUGGAGCCCUCCCAUGAGACCUCACAGCAAGCAGCUGGAGUGGUGGGUGGGAUGUCCUGGGUGCCUAAACAGGCAGCUCCGGUCUCCACCCAAGUGAGUAAGGAAGAGCUGUGUCCCGUUGCCAUUGCAAAGAUCUCCGAGUCCGUGGAAGCACCAGGCUCAGCUUCCCCUUCUCCAGUCAAAGAAGCCCCUGCUGAUGGGAAACAAUCGGCAGCCCAGCUGCCAGGUGACGUGAAAAGAGAAAUGGAGACUAGGAAAACAAAUGAAUCUGCACCAAUGCUGGCUGCCACGCCUCACCGCGAGCGGUUUCCAGUCAGCACCGCCAUGGAGCGCAGUGCCAAGCUGGCACCUGUGUCACUGACUCCUGAGAGUGGGGAGGAAAGUGAGCAGAGAGCUGUGACACCAGGCAAAGAGCCAGCAGCUGCAGCUGAGAGAAGCAGCAUAACCUCUACAGGUACAUCUGAACUGAAAACGGAGGUGCCACUCGCUCCGCGGGCUGAAGAGAGAACUCCAGAUGGGGAGGUAUCCCUGGAGCACAAAGUACAGCACAGAAACCUAGUGUCAUCCUUGAAGAAUUAUUUACUUCUGCUUUUAAAAAUGUCCUCGUCGGAGCCAGAUAAAAGUAAGGCCCCCAUAAAGAAGGACACUGAGACUGAAGAGGAGGGGAGCCAGCCUGCUGGGGAGGAGAAAGCACUGCUGGAAGUGGGCAUUGCAGGGCUAAGCCCCAGCACAUCAAGGAAAAUCUUAGAAAGGGUGCAAAAUAACCAACUCUUCCAAAGUGCAGAGAGCUUGCAUUUAAGCCCCAGAACGUCUAGAAGGCUCACGGGAAUGAUUAACCAAGAGUUAGUUACCAGCAAAGAGGCUCUGGGUAUCAGUCCUUUAGCAUGUAGGACGCUGCCAGCCAGGGAAGCAUCUGAACCAGAACGGUCUGCCCUGCUCUCUGUCCCUUCUAUCGUGGUGGGUAACGUGCCCCUGGAGGGAACAGGCCAGGCAGACGAUGGACUUUCUGAUCUGCAUCUCGAAAGCAGCACGAAGGAGAACUCCAGUGACCUGGUUGCAGCAUUACCUUGUGCCACACCAGAGGAGCUUGCCUCCGGGGCUCGACGCAAGAUAUACUUAGCCAAAAGCAAGCAGCUGGAGGAGGCAGAGGCUGCAGCCUCGGAGAGCCAAGUGUAUCUGAAGAGGGACAGCCCUACUGUGUCUCCCCGACAGUCCAGGAAGAACCCAGCUCUGUUACAAGCCCCUGUCCCAACUCUGUCUCCUCCUAUGGACCGACACUCCCCAACCCUCCCCAGAAAGAUGGCGACACUUGAAGUUCCUAAGGUGUACGAGGAGCCCUCAGAGGAAAGCAGUAGGACCCCGGAAGGCCCUGAAGGCACCAAGCAGGAAGGACAGGCAGAGGAGUCAAGGAAAACAAACAACCCAUUUAAAGCCCCCCAGCUGAUUCGUAAGAUCAGAGCAGAACAAUUUUCUGAUGCAUCAGGAAACCUGAAACUUUGGUGCCAGUUCUUCAAUAUUUUGAGUGACUCGAAGCUGACGUGGUACAAGGACGAGUUCCCUGUAGCAGAAGCCAGACGGAGCUCAGGUGAUGAGGGGCAGGCAGCCCUGGCCAUUGUGCAGGCAUCCCGGAAGGACUGUGGCGUGUACCAGUGCACCAUCGAGAAUGAGUAUGGCACCGACUCCACCGACUUCCUGCUCAGUGCAGAAGUGCUGUCGGGAUUUGUCUCCAGAGAAGAAAUUGAAGUCGGCGAGGAGAUCGAAAUGACCCCCAUGGUGUUCGCCAAGGGCCUGGCCGACUCAGGCUACUGGGGGGACAAGUUCUUUGGGCGCGUUGUGAGCGAGGACGCAGAGGUGGGCGCCAGCUUCCUGCGCAAAGCCUGGCGCGCCAGGAUAAUCUACGGCCUGGAGCCCGUCUUCGAGUCCGGCCGGACCUGCAUCAUCAAAGUGCACAACCUCAUCGUCUUCGGGACCAAGAAUGAGAACACACUCAUCGAGAAGAACUACGACAUCACCAUCCAGGAGUGCAAAAUCCAGAACUCGAGCCGGGAGUACUGCAAGAUCUUUGCUGCUGAAGCACGGGCCAUCCCAGACUUCGGGGCAGUGCCUGAGAUCAUCCCUCUGUAUCUCAUUUACCGACCUGCCAACACUGUCCCGUACGCCACCAUCGAGGAGGACCUGGCAGGGCCCUUUGAGCGGUACUGCAUGAAGGAGCGGGACGGCAGCCUGGCUGUUCAGAGCAGCUCAGAGAUUGCGCAAAAGUGCUGCACUUUCCAGCACUGGCUCUACCAGUGGACAAAUGGAAACAUCCUUGUGACCGACAUGGAAGGCGUUGGGUGGAGGAUCACAAACGUGAGGAUAGCUACAAAGCUGAAAGGGUACCAGGGGCUGAAGGAGAGCUGCUGCCCGGCCCUGCUGGACCAGUUUGCUGCUGUCCACCAGUGUAACCGCUAUUGUGAGAUCCUGGGCCUGAAGAGUCUGGAGAGCCUGCAGCAGCCAGCCAAGCCCAAGGGCUCCAAGAGCCCCUCCCUGGGCAGGAAGGCCCCCUCAGCCCAGUCCAGCCCCCAGCUGCAGAAGAAAGGCCUGGCAAGCCCCCAGGGCACCCGGAAGGGCGCCGUGAGCCCCAAAGCCUCCCGGAAAUCCACUGAAGCUGGGGAGGCCCAGCCCGCCCCGAAGCACAAAGCGCUGGAGAGCGACAGGCCCAGCCAGCUGCAGUAGCCAGAGCCUCGGUGCAGCCACGCAGGCAGCAUGCCGCCGUGCACACCUGGAAAGGGGACCCAGACGCUGCUCCUUCCUGUGGCUCCCAGCACGCCCCUGCGCUGCGCUCUGUGUGGUGUGCGAGUGAAGCAGUGACUAGGCUGGCGCCAGUGCGGGGGGCCCUGGGUAGCCUAGUGGGCCGGAGCUGGCUCGGUGCAUGGCGGGGCCUGCACAGCCGCUGCAGGGAGCAUGGCAGCUCAACUCUGUUACCUCUUUAAAACAACAGCUCAUCCAGGCCGGCCGAGCCUGCCAAGCCCCAGCUGCCAGGGCCAUGCAGGCAUCACAGUGCCCUGUGCAGAGGGUAUUGGGGCAGUGUGCCAGCCUGACCACCAGGGGGCACUGGUCAUUGCCUGAUGGUGACCCUGAGGCUCAUUUUCUGAAUCCCUCCUUUAGACUGUACCGGCUUUUCUCUGGCUCUGCUCCAAUGCCUGGCCCUUGUGUUCUCUGCUGGCGACCCCUGGAGGAGAGCGAGCAGCUGGUGCUCCUUUGUGUGCCACUAGGAAUGUGCCGCUCUACCCUGCCAGCCUGCAGCUGUCUACAGUGCACUGACCCUGCUCGGGCAUGGGUGCCACAAAGGCGUGGUAGCUCUUGGGCCCCCCCGGCUCGCAGCACCUCCUGGUGUUUUCCCUACACAUGCCCAGCGGAAAUCCCUGACCCCAGGUCCCUAAUGGGCCAUACACAGGCCCUACUAACCUCUGCUGUAGCUUCCCUGAGCCCGGCUAGUUCAGCACCUCUCUCCGGUCCCACCCCAUGCCCAUUACCUACUGACUACUCUGUAGGGAGAGCAUGGCUAGACAGGCUGCUUGGUCCCUUUUUGCCCCGUGGGGAUGGCCGUGUGUUUUCUGUGAUUCCCGGGCCUGGAAAGUCUGGCAGCAUCCAGCCCUCGCUACAGAACCAUGUGGCAGAUUCUUCGCUUUCCCUGAUGCAAAGCAGUGCAAAGCCAAUCUUCCACGUGUGCUUCACGUCUUACUAAUGCAGCAUUGUCUGCCUGAGUUUGCGGGGGGGGGCGCGUUGCCCGGGGCCUCUCAGCUGGGAGUGUUUAAGUUUGGAGUCUAUCGGGCGCAAUUAAAAUAUCACCACUUAGUUCCCUGCCGAUUAUGGUAGUGGAAGUGCUUGGGGUGUCUGUGUUGCAAUGUGCCAAUCACAAUGGUAGGUGGGUGCCAGUCUAGCCAGCACAGAGGGGCGGGUGGGGGGAGUUGAAACCUCCUGCUCCUGUGAAAAAAUAUUUCACAUCUUCUCCAAGGGGAGAGGGAACAGCCCACCCCUGCCAGCAGAGCCAGUACACUCUGCAGCAUCCUCGCUGGCAGACCCAAAGCAGCUUUCCCUGCACCCCAUCCUCAUGCAGCCCUGGGCACUUGGAUCACUGCAGGAUUGGGCUGGGAAGAAAUAACCCAGCCUUUCCCUGACCAGGUCAAGCCGCACCCUGUUGUCCUCAGGCCCGUAAAAGUCACGGGCUGGGCCACAGCGUUGGGUGUGUUUUGCCACAGUGUCAGUGUGGGGUAUGCAUUGGAGCUAGCCCCUCUCUGUGGAGUGUAGGGAUCAGGGUUCUGUUCUCCCAGGGCAGCAGGACGUCCCAGCGAGGCAGCCCUGAGUGGGGUUAAGAUUUAAUAGUGGCCUUGCCCCUUGACCUGGUGAUGCUGCCAUAGCACAAACCGGAUUUAAAGCUGCCCUAAAGCAGAGCUGAGAAUUCCCCAUUGUAUGCAAGUCCUGCCCUGUGCUCCCCACCUUCCCCAUCUGCCAGCAUAGGGAUGGCGCCACCGAUCCUGGCCAGCAGAGAGGCUUCUUGGGAGCUGGUUCAAGUUAGUGCAGCCUCAAGGCUGUUCUACCUCAUGCUGGGGGUGCCAGUUCAGCCCCCAGGCUCAGCGGUGGAAAGAUGGCACAUUCCCUAUCUCCCCUGUAUGCCAAGAGCUGCUCUGGUGCAGCUGGGCAUCUAGCCCAGUAAUUUAGCAUUCAGCUGGUCUUAUCGCUCACCCCUUUGGAUCCAGGGAGGGUCUGAACCCACCUUCCCAGCUGUGCCAUGUUGGCUCUGCCCUGCCUCUACACACCCUCCCACUCCUGGGAUCAACAGGCGAGUCCUUCCUUUGCCUCCGAGAGACAACCCCAGCCCUGCCUGCCUCUCACCCCCCAGGCCUGUAAGCCCUGCCCCCACAGGCCUCCAUUCUUCUGGUUUGUCUCUAGGUCUCGUGGCUUCAGUGCUGGCGAUGUAGCUGCGCUGGGGGCGGGGAACAAGAUGUGCCUGCUGCUUACGCUGCCAGACUUUGGCUCAGGCACAAGUUCUCUUGGCUACUGCCUCCCAGUGUGGCUGACAGCGGGGCUGUGGCCUUGUUUAAAGGGGCAGACACAGGCCAUGUGCUCUCUUCUUGCUUCUUCAUGGCAGAGUAUGGGGGCCUGUUUGUUCCAUUAGAAUGCAGGUCCUGUCUGGGCUGGGGAAGCGGUGAAGUGAGGGCAUCACAACAGCCGAGCAGCAGGGGCUUGUUUGCAUUAGUGAUUUGCCCGCAGGUUGGUUGGUUGCUUAUUGCCUGGGGGUGUCACAGCCACAGUGUUUGUGGCUCACCCUAGGGCUCGGCCUAGGCAAGCAAGUCACUGGAGGUGAAACUUUAGUGGAGACAAGCCUGCUCUGUGAGUGUGAGCCGCUGUUCGGUGCCCUUUGGUUGGUGUGUUGGUAACCGUGCUAACGACCCCGGAGCAGGGAAGGCCUUCCCUGUAGUGACGGGGUUACGGGCUCACAGCAGCCAGCCUGAGUCUUCCCAACAGCCCUGGCAGGGCAAAGCCCCACAGCGCAGAUACGGCCUUGGCUGCUCCUGCAGGGAAAGUGCAAGCAGAGCCAACCUUGGAAACAAAACAGCCCCCACCCUUCUCCUGCACAAAGCUGCCAAAAGCCCGGGUUUGCAAACCCCCAUAGGCCUCAUCUUCACCAGGAAAGGAGGUGUGAUCUUACCGCGAGCUAGCUAACAUGAGGGGAAGCCCUAGUGCAGACAUGUCUGGGGGUAGUUUUCACAUGAUUAUCUCGACCUGCUAUUUUGUGUGAAAGCUACACGCUGCCUUGGCUGCUCUAGGGUUGAGCCUGGUAUUUGCUAACCCUCCUGCUCGGAUACCGCUGGCAGCUGACAUAGUGCCCCAGCACAGGGAGCCACUUGUAACAGGCACAGCUGGAUUUCCUUCUCCCUCUUGAGCCCUGCUCAAGGGGGGACAGGGAGGGCUCACAUUUGGGCUGUGUUUUACGAGAAGGAAUAAACAGUAGCUCUCUUGCUGUGAAUGCCUAGCAGCGCCAAGGCACAGGGAGCAGUUGUUACUGCUGUGUAGCUGGGGAGGUCAGUGCUGGCCCCCCCGCAGGUGCCCUUGCCCUAGCUGCACUGCGGUUAAAGCUACCCCCGCCUUGUCUCCACUAGGCUCCCACAGGAGCUAGCUCGGGCCUGUUAACUCACAGUAAAAGUUCACCUCUUCUAGCAGUGACCGCAGGCUGAGCCGCCUGGCUAGUGCAAUUAAUGGUCCGUCUGGGCCAGCGCAGGGGGAGGGGAGCUGUUGAGGCCUUGUCCCGUUGGGCUCAGAGCACAGAAUAGCUGUGACCGUGGG